This is a messenger RNA of Xyrauchen texanus (razorback sucker), 2093 nucleotides long. Its product is annotated as F-box only protein 15-like. Gene Ontology annotation, molecular function: protein binding. The transcript is spliced from 10 exons. The record is from RefSeq and is a predicted model, not a curated record. Lineage: Eukaryota; Metazoa; Chordata; Actinopteri; Cypriniformes; Catostomidae. Bases 1 to 1530 code for a protein of 509 amino acids.
AUGGCUACUCUUAGUGAGUUUCUCCAGAGUUUGAGACAAAGCCUCAACAACAAAGUCCAACAAACUACGUAUGGAGAUGCUCAGGAUGGAGUCACAGAAGACGAAAUUGCUCAGUUUGAAGGUGCAAGAAGAUUGCCCUCUGAGAUCAUCCAGAAGAUUCUUUCCUUUUUGGAUGCUUCUUCCCUCUUUAAUGUCAGCUUUGUCAACAAGCAGUUUCAUGAUCUGGCUAAUAACAAUGCUCUGUGGUAUGCAUUGUACGCUGGUGAGAUCGAGAAGAAAAUGUGGAGGCCCCAAGUGGGUGUGAUGAAAGAAGGCCUGAGCACUGCAAGUGUGCAAGAGAAACCUGUGGGAUACUUUAAGAAGCUGCUGCUCAAGCACAUGGCUGGCUACAGGCACACCAUGUGGAAAAUGGAGCUAAGAUACACGAACCCCCACACAGGCAUGCCAGUUUUGACAGAGCAAGUUCUCAGACAACUGGUGUUUGACAGGAGGUUGCACAUUCAGUGGGAGAUCACACUCACACAAAAGAACGGAUGCACGACUGUCUAUGAGCAGACACACACCUUCUUUGAGGAUUCAUCGGUUACAGUGUGCUGGAUCCAUGGUAUCUGGCCGAAAAUAUACAAUCUUGCUUCAAUACAACUUCAUGGAAUAAUGACUCCAACACUGCUUGCUACUGGAGACAGGUGGCGUUCUUUGAUUCACAAAACAAAGUUGAGUAGAUCAGUACAAUGGUCGUUUCGAUCUGACACACUUGUGAAGUUGCUGCAGUUUGAUAAAGGCAUCUCUGUUGGAGUCUGGCGGGGCAAUUGGAAAAUUGCUUUUAUCAUGGUGAACCUGCACUUCCACAAACUGAUUGAAAGAAGCCUACUUGGGUCAAGAUUUUGUCCCUACAUGCCCACAGAGGACAAUUCUGUGGACCCAGACUCUGGUCACCAUGGAUACUCCCUUCACAUUGCGCUUCAUAAUCCAGUUCGGCAAAUCAUGUGCGGCCAUUUCCCCAGACUGUUGAACAGCAGAGGUAAACUACAACAUGGGCAUUUUAACAACUUUUUAAAGCCUAAUCUGCUAAUUGAAGACAAUAGACGUUUUUCACAGACUGUGAUGAAGCGUUUCCUCCUAAUUUACAAUAUUCCAGUGACAUCUGAGGAGGACUAUUUACGGUUGGAUGCCAUUGAUUUCACUGAUGUGUCAAAGCACAUACCUGUAGGGAAAAUCAAUCUUCCAUGGCAAGCCAAGGGACUGCAGGGAGCUGUUGAGCACUGCUGUAUGAUGACGCUGACUGUUCUUGAUGAGGGUCAGCGUCCCUUCUGGUGUGUGAGUUCUCCUGUUAAGAUGGCCAUUAAACACCAAAGAUUGUUGCGCUCAGGCUGCGAAGGUAAACAGUUCUACAUCUUUUACGAGGAUGCGGAGGGGAAGGUCAAAAUGGUCUUCGAGUGGAUGGAGGAGAUUCAGCACCACUUUUUGGUGCAACUAAUCAUUAUAUUUCCAACAGCCAAAGUGAAGAAGCAAGUUGGGGGAGAAUGUUGAAAAUUACGAUAUGUUUAAUUUUGUUUAGAAAAGAUUCUUGCAGUUCUUUGAGUUGUAAAUAUCUAAAGAUAAUUUUGCAAUUAUUUUGUAUAUUUUUUUCCAAGGCAAUUUCAUCUGUUUCUUGUUGAUGAAAAAUGUUUUGUUUUGCUGAGUUUUUGGGACUUUUAGUUGAGUGUUUUCAGUUUUGUUCAAAGUCCUGAAAUAUGUCAGGAAGUGUUUAAUUGGAAGUUCUACAACUAAGCACUUUUAUUUUUAGUUCAAGUUUAAUGUCUUAUUUUUUAUUAAGUGAUUUAUUAAAGCAUCUUGUUUUUCGAGGCUAUUAAAAUUGUCAUGAAUAUAGUUCUGGCAGUCAAUAACACAAUGCUGUUUACUGUGUAACUAAACUCAGAUAGUUAACCCAAAUGUUGUAUUUAUAUGAAUGAUUUAUUACUCAGUGGCAUUUAUGUGAAGGUCAUUCAAGUAAUGAAGUGAUACUUGUUGAAACACUGUGCCUGUUCUAUUUUGAAUGGUAUUGACUGAUAUAGAGACAUGAUUUACAAUGUUCUGUAAAAUGUUUAAUUAGA